This is a messenger RNA of Alternaria novae-zelandiae, 2133 nucleotides long. RefSeq lists its product as uncharacterized. The coding region runs from base 1 to 2133 and encodes 710 amino acids. NCBI's taxonomy places the organism in Eukaryota, Fungi, Ascomycota, Dothideomycetes, Pleosporales, Pleosporaceae. The record is from RefSeq and is a predicted model, not a curated record. The transcript is spliced from 6 exons.
AUGGAGCCUCAGAUGGCUGUAUCACUGGCUUCAGCUGUCAUACAACUUGUCGACUUUUCGAGGAAAGUGGUCCAAAAGGACAAGGUGGGCAAAGUAUCUAAAUCCACCAGCACCACCCUAGGAGAGGCUACACUGCUCGAUGACGCCAUCGCUAAUCUCGGCGACUUAUCACAACAACUUGAGAAGGCACGACGCGCAUACUACAAGUCUCAUAUAUCCCCUGAUCAGGAAACUGCAGAUGCGCGUCUGAAUGUAUUGGCGAAAGAUGGCGGGGGAGUGGCGAAGAUCUUACAGGCCACACUGGACCAAGCGAAGCGCGACAAUGCCGUGGACAAGGAGACGGUACUUGCACAAGGACUACGCAGCAUUCUGAACUUGUACUACAGUCAGAAGACGAUAUGUGAUCUUGCGGAUAAACUUGGCUCUAUUCGUAAGCAAGUAGAUGUCGCUCUGCUUGCCUCGCUCCGGCAGUAUGCGUCUAUCGCGCAUCACGAUUGGAAAACUACGGAGACGGUUGAUGUCGCUGCAUUUUCAGACACAUUCGAGAACUCCGUCGUAAACAAUGAUAUGGAACGCCGAUUCGCCAGCUUGAUGUUGGCGCGCUUGCAUUUCACUGGCAUGCACGAUCGUCACCCUCGCACCGCCGCUCACCUGCGCGCCUGGGCCAACGGAAGGACACUUGUCAAAGGAAGUUCCUUCUUGUCUAGUCUGGGCAACGACAUGCAAAAGUCGCGUAUGGGGCUUCUACAAACCUUGCUUCACUCUGCGCUCAAAGGCGACAUGGAAAUCCUGAUCCAGGUCUUUCGUCAUCGCUGGCAACAAUUCCUUGCUUCUGGUGGAGGACGACAACCUUUCACAUGGCUUGAACUGCGUCAGGCCUUUAUAACAAUGAUCUCCACGCCUAGCACACCAACAUCGUUCUUCUUCGCAAUCGAUGGCCUAGACGAACUCGAGGGCGGCCUGAAAGACCUUCUUCAAUUAAUCAAAGAUAUAGCCAAAUAUCCAAAUGUCAAGGUUUGCGUUGCCAGUCGGUCGUCGCCAGAGCUUCUUCGCGCAUUGGCAGGCCAUCCUAAUCUACGCCCUGAACGUUGGAAUCGCCAGGAUAUCUGCAACUACGUCACGGCCUCCCUAGCAAGGUCGCAAGUAUACGUCAAGCUCAGCAAAACGGAUCCCACUCGCGCCACUGAACUGGCCAAAGGUAUAGCCAAGAAGGCAGCCGGCGUUUUUCUCUGGGCACACAUCGUGGCGCAAUUGUUGCUAGAUGAUCUGUCACCGACAGCCCGCAUAGGUAAUCUCAUUGCUCGGCUCGAGAAAAUUCCAUCGGGACUAGAGCAACUAUUCACCAAACUCCUCGGACGUCUGGACUCGAAGCAUCUCAAGCACGCGUCGCAAAUCCUCCGUCUGAUGACGAUAAAACCACGGCCCCUUCUGCUCGAGCUAUGGUUUGCAGACAGCAACAACGACGACGCGGCAUUGAGGGAUGAAGCCCGACCGCUGUCUGGAUUGUCAAAGGCGUCUCGUGUUACCUGGACACACCGCAUUGCGAAAGACUUUGUCCGAUCUCAACGAAUAUGGAACAUCAUACUCGAUAACACCGGCCAUGAUGCUUUCGAUCCUGAGUGGCACUGGGCCAACGGUCAACUAGGUCUAUUCAAGACCGUUGCCGGGACCACCAGCACCAAGACUUCUCACUUCCUAUCUUGCGUCGAAUACGCACUGCGACUAGAGCAGCGGCUCAAUAUCUGCCCCGUCAAGUUCCUAGAUGAAGUCGGCCGUACCGCAACGAUAUACGCGACUGUGUACGACGACAUCGUGCCUCGGAAACUCAAAGGCACUAUCAAUAGCUUUCUAGAGUUCGCCGUACUGUUCAAUCUCGUAAGCUACGUUCGUGGCAGAGGCCUAAUGCUAUCGAGAGACGAGUUAUUACAUGCUUCUCGCUUGCUAGGCGCGCUGGACGGUAGGAAGUGGGAAGUGUUUGUAAAGCGUUUUGAGCACUCUGGGAUCUGGAGUAAGGAGUUUGAAGAAAGAAAAAAGGAUAUGCAACAGGUGGUGGACAGUUUGCUUGAUCGCGGAGGCGGUGAGUCAAGGUGGCAAAGAGCGAGGAAGAGACUAUCUAGGCAGAAGAAGACGUGA